AUGUGUUUCACGCACUCGUUCAGCGACAGUGACAACGACAAGCCGAAGAAGAGCAAGGGCAAGGGCAAGCGUGCCAGUCGCAAAGCGACCAAAUCAAAGAAGGAGGAUGUCAACCAGACAGCAAAGCCCGCGGCGGAGCCCAGCCCCCCGUCGUCCCCCGAGUCUACUCCCCCUCCCGUCGCACUCUUGCUCUCCACGGCACCUCCUUCCCCCAACCCCCCCUCGGUUAAUCCCGACGCCGCGGACCCGGUCACCGAGAAUACCAAUGCCACUACAUCUGCAGCCGCUAAGCCCGUCGCCACAGAGCCUGUCGCUGCGGAGCCCGCCCCUCAGGAGCCUGCAGCUGCAGAGCCUACGGUCGCCAAGCCAACUACAGUGACACCUGCUUCUCCCAAACCCUCUGCGGUGACGCCGUCCCCUUCAAAGCCUUCCCCAGCAAAGCCGUCAUCUGCAACGCCGGCCACCGCGAAGCCUUCCCCUUCAAAGCCGGCUACGGCCGCGAAUCCCACCGGCUCGACGUCCACAGCUGCGAAGCCCACCGACGCGACACACGCUGGUGCGACGACCACCGAGCAGCACCCCGCCGAUUCGAAGCCCGCCCGUGCCACGACCACCGGGGCGAAGCCGAGCGGUGAGACCCCUGCCGACACGAAGCCAAACCCCAUCAACGCAGCGGUCCCACCUCCCGCCCCCACCAGGCCACCCCCGAACUAUGCAGGUGGAGGCGAGACCACGCCCAGCAUGACGCAGCCCAAUGCGACGCCUGACGACGCUGGAUUUGACCGCGGUGGCGGUGGCGGUGGUGGUGGCGGUGUCGACGGACCUGGCGAGAGCGCACAGGACGCCCGCGGCCAUGACGAGAAAGGAGGCGCGGGGACUGGGGACGCGGACGGUGCGUCCCCCGGCGUCAUCAUCGUCCUUGGUGCUGGUGCGGCCGGGCAGGGUGAAGCUGGGGUUGAGGACUGGGAGCACGACAAGGAGGUCCGCAGCCAGGAGGAGGGUGGCAACCAGGAGGACGGGCACGAGUGCCAGGAGGGCGACUGCGACAACCAGAUGGACGACCGCCAGGAAGGGAACAAGGACGGCGCUGACAAGUGCGACGACGACAGCAAGGAAGAGAAGAAACUCUCGAAUGACAACGAGGAGCCUACGCACCAGCCGGAGGAGUCCGUUCAUGAUCAAAACAAAGAUGGGGCCGAGGGCGGCUGUGGUGAUCACGAAGACCACGGCGACGACCUCGCCGGCCGCGACGAUGGCGAGCCGGACGAGGGUAAGGCGCAGAUGUGCGAGGGAGAGGGCAAUGGUGCGGAGGGCGACUACUAUGCCCAGCGUGACGGCCAGUACGAUGCCCAGGGUGACGGCGAGUAUGAUGCCCAGGGUGACGGCGAGUACUAUGCCCAGGCGGGUGCCCAGACGGGUGACGGCGCGUAUUAUACCCCGGAGGGUGAUGCCCAGUACGGCGACUACACCCAGGAAGUCGACGCUCAGUACGGCGACGACAGCCAGUACUAUGUCGCCCAGUACGGUGACUCCCAGUUCUAUCCCCAGGGCGACAGCGACUACUACCCCGUUGACCAGGACGACAGCGAGUACUACCCUGUCGAUCAGGGCGACAGCGAGUACUACCCCGUCGAACAGGGGUACGUCGACUACAACGAUGACCAGGGAUACGGCGGCUGCAACAAUGGCCAGGGAUACGACAACGGUUGGGAUUGUUAG
Messenger RNA from Vanrija pseudolonga, 1719 nucleotides. RefSeq names its product Polycystic kidney disease protein 1-like 3 (gene Pkd1l3). Lineage: Eukaryota; Fungi; Basidiomycota; Tremellomycetes; Trichosporonales; Trichosporonaceae. The transcript has 3 exons. Bases 1 to 1719 code for a protein of 572 amino acids. The record is from RefSeq and is a predicted model, not a curated record.